AUGAGUCGGAAAAUUGAGAAAAUGGCUUCAAUUGAUGCCCAAUUGAGGCUAUUGGCACCAGCGAAAGUGUCAGAGGAUGAUAAGCUUGUGGAGUAUGAUGCUUUGUUGCUUGACAGAUUUCUUGAUAUUCUGCAGGAUUUGCAUGGAGAGGAUAUUCGAGAAACGGUUCAAGAUUGUUAUGAACUAUCUGCUGAAUAUGAAGGGAAACAUGACCCACAUAAGUUGGAAGAGCUUGGGAGUAUGCUUACCAGUUUGGAUGCUGGGGAUUCCAUUGUAGUCACCAAAGCCUUUUCUAACAUGCUUAACUUGGGUAACCUUGCUGAAGAGGUUCAGAUAGCUUACAGACGAAGAAGUAAGCUAAAAAAGCGUGAUUUUUCGGAUGAGGCUUCUGCACUAACUGAAUCAGACAUUGAAGAGACAUUUAAGAAGCUCGUCGGACAGCUAAACAAAUCACCCCAAGAAGUUUUUGAUGCUUUGAAGAACCAGACUGUGGACUUGGUGCUAACAGCACAUCCUACCCAGUCUGUUCGUAGGUCUUUGCUUCAAAAGCAUGCAAGGAUUCGUGAUUGUAUGACGCAGUUGUACGCCAAAGAUAUUACUCCUGAUGAUAAGCAGGAGCUAGACGAGGCUCUACAAAGAGAGAUACAAGCAGCCUUUCGCACAGAUGAAAUCAGGAGGACUCCACCAACUCCACAAGAUGAGAUGAGGGCGGGGAUGAGUUACUUCCAUGAGACAAUAUGGAAGGGGGUGCCGAAAUUCUUACGCCGUGUUGACACUGCUUUGAAGAAUAUUGGAAUAAAUGAACGUGUUCCCUAUAAUGCCCCUCUCAUUCAGUUUUCUUCUUGGAUGGGUGGUGAUCGAGAUGGCAACCCUAGAGUAACCCCGGAAGUGACAAGAGAUGUGUGCUUAUUGGCUAGAAUGAUGGCUGCAAAUCUGUAUUUCUCUCAGAUUGAGGAUCUUAUGUUUGAGCUUUCAAUGUGGCGAUGCAAUGAUGAGCUCCGUGUCCGUGCAGAAGAACUUCAUAGGACUUCCAAAAGAGAUGCAAAGCACUACAUUGAAUUUUGGAAGAAAAUUCCACCGAAUGAGCCCUACCGUGUUCUUCUUGCUGAUGUGAGAGAUAGGUUAUAUAAUACACAGGAACGAGCUCGUCAGUUACUAGCCAAUGGGUAUUCUGAUGUUCCUGAGGAGUCGACAUUCACAAAUCUUGAACAGUUUCUGGAACCUCUGGAGCUGUGCUAUAGAUCUCUAUGCGCUUGUGGUGACAGACCAAUUGCAGAUGGAAGCCUUCUUGAUUUUUUAAGGCAAGUGUCCACCUUUGGUCUGUCGCUUGUGAGACUUGAUAUUCGUCAAGAGUCAGAUAGACACACUGAUGUUCUAGAUGUUAUAACAAGGCACGUGGGUGUUGGCUCCUAUAAAGAAUGGUCUGAAGAGAAGAGACAGGAAUGGCUCUUAUCUGAACUAAGUGGCAAGCGUCCACUUUUUGGACCUGAUCUCCCUAAAACUGAUGAAGUCGCUGAUGUUUUGGAUACCUUUCAUGUCAUCUCUGAACUUCCCGCCGACAGUUUCGGUGCUUAUAUAAUUUCGAUGGCCACGGCACCCUCUGAUGUGCUUGCUGUUGAGCUUUUGCAGCGUGAAUGUCAUGUAAAAAGUCCAUUGAGGGUUGUUCCAUUGUUUGAAAAGCUUGCUGAUCUCGAGUCUGCACCUGCUUCUGUUGCUCGGUUGUUCUCCAUAGAUUGGUACAGAAACCGUAUCAAUGGGAAACAAGAAGUUAUGAUUGGGUAUUCUGAUUCGGGUAAGGAUGCUGGCCGACUAUCUGCAGCUUGGCAAUUGUACAAGGCUCAAGAGGAACUUGUAAAGGUGGCAAAAGAAUUUGGAGUAAAGCUAACAAUGUUCCAUGGCCGAGGUGGGACUGUAGGAAGGGGAGGGGGUCCCACCCACCUUGCUAUUUUAUCACAACCCCCCGACACAAUUCAUGGCUCACUUCGUGUGACUGUUCAAGGUGAAGUUAUUGAACAGUCAUUUGGGGAGGAACACCUGUGCUUUAGAACUCUUCAGCGUUUCACAGCAGCUACACUUGAGCAUGGAAUGAACCCCCCUGUGGCUCCAAAUCCAGAGUGGCGUGCCCUAUUGGAUGAGAUGUCUGUUGUUGCUACGAAAGAGUAUCGGUCUUUAGUGUUCCAGGAUCCACGAUUUGUUGAAUACUUCCGCCUUGCGACCCCAGAAUUAGAAUAUGGUCGCAUGAACAUUGGAAGUCGCCCAGCCAAAAGGAAGCCAAGUGGUGGGAUUGAAUCUCUUCGAGCUAUUCCAUGGAUCUUUGCAUGGACUCAGACAAGGUUUCAUCUCCCAGUCUGGCUUGGCUUUGGGGCUGCAUUCAAGCACGUUACUGAGAAGGAUAUAAGAAAUCUGCAAAUGCUCAAGGAUAUGUACAAUGGAUGGCCUUUCUUUAGAGUGACACUUGACUUGCUCGAAAUGGUCUUCGCUAAGGGAGACCCGGGUAUUGCUGCAUUGUAUGAUAAACUUUUAGUAUCCGAAGAUCUGUGGCCGCUUGGAGAGCGAUUGAGAUCCAAAUACGAAGAAACAAAGGGCUUUCUCCUUCAGGUUGCUGGGCACAAGGAUCUAUUGGAAGGAGAUCCAUACUUGAGGCAAAGGCUCAAACUUCGUGACUCUUACAUUACGACCCUCAACGUAAGCCAAGCAUACACAUUGAAACGAAUUCGUGACCCCAACUACAAUGUGAAGGUCAGACCUCACCUAGACAAGGAGAUCAUGGAAUCAAGCAAACCAGCUGCUGAAUUAGUGAAGCUGAAUCCUACGAGCGAGUAUGCGCCUGGUUUGGAAGACACCCUCAUCUUGACCAUGAAAGGUAUUGCUGCUGGAAUGCAGAACACUGGUUAAGGCAAAGGCUAAGGCUAUUAUGUAUGUAUAAUAAUAAGUGAUAUUGUCUUUUAACUUUUAUAAAUCCUAUGUCUGUUCAAGAAUAAUAAUGAUGAGAUGUUUCUGAAGAAUUUGAGUGUGUGAUUUCUGAUUCAUACAUUCUUGAAUAUGAUACAUGGGAGUGUCAAAAAAAACUCGGAAUCAUCGGUCUCUAAUUUGAAAUUGCAAUGAGUCUAUAUAAGAUCUGAUGUUGAAUACAACGACUGAAUGAAAUUUUUAGCCAAGCA
Molecule: messenger RNA, 3161 nt
Organism: Solanum pennellii
Lineage: Eukaryota; Viridiplantae; Streptophyta; Magnoliopsida; Solanales; Solanaceae
Product: phosphoenolpyruvate carboxylase-like
Exons: 10
Coding region: 1-2895 (964 amino acids)
Biological process (GO): tricarboxylic acid cycle; carbon fixation; leaf development
Cellular component (GO): cytosol; chloroplast; apoplast
Molecular function (GO): phosphoenolpyruvate carboxylase activity
Source: RefSeq, a predicted model, not a curated record